Molecule: messenger RNA, 234 nt
Organism: Dibothriocephalus latus
Lineage: Eukaryota; Metazoa; Platyhelminthes; Cestoda; Diphyllobothriidea; Diphyllobothriidae
Source: the annotation of a GenBank genome assembly
AUGAAUCUGUCGGGCCACUGCUGUGCAGAUGGUGGGCACUGCUGUCCCCGUGGCUACAGCUGCGGCAAAGAUGCCUGCGUCCUGGACUUAGCCGAGACUCAACCCUGGGACUCUGUCAAGAAGACCCUCGCUGAUGACAUCCGCCUCUGUCCGGACGGCUUGACUAUCUGCUCGGCCGGUCAACUCUGCUGUCGCGGUGAUUUCGGCGCCAACUCCUGGAAAUGCUGCCCCUGA